Ectocarpus siliculosus is the source of this 912-nucleotide messenger RNA. The record is from the annotation of a GenBank genome assembly. NCBI's taxonomy places the organism in Eukaryota, Phaeophyceae, Ectocarpales, Ectocarpaceae.
AUGAGGCAGAUGUGUACACCACACACAACAGACGGACCCAAGCACCCGGGUGCGACCUCCAGCGCGGCAGUGUUUGUCUUUCGGUGCUGGUGGUUGAUCGACGGCAGUGCUGCGAGGCGUUAUGAACGAGCGUUACACGCAGUCUCAGUGACCUACAGAAGCAUCGCCAACGCUCCGCAGGAUGAGGAGAUCGGGAUACAUGGCAGCAUCAGCAGCGGAGGAGGGGACACCGUUAUUAUACCCGGCAGCACUCGGCGCCACCUGAAGCCCCGCCUCAUCCUUGGGAAGGCUUGGGGCCGCUCCGUGAAAUGGCUCAAGGCGCGCAAGAAGGGCGAACAAGCCUAUCGCCUGGUCGACCGCGAGGGCCCCUUUCACCAGUCCAUUGGAAGGUGGAAUAUUCGACGGCUCAAGACCCAGGCGGACGUGCAGAAACUCAUUGGCCUCGAUCCCUUCCAUAGCUUCCUCAACCAGUCUACCCUUAAGAUCAUCCUUCUCAUCAUUGCGCUGUACCUGAGCCUGGUCCUCCUCUUCGCCAUCGUGUACACGACGAUAUCCCUUACCCUGGGGUGCAACCUGCAACUGACGAGCAUCCGAGAGGGCUUCUUGUUUUCCUUGGAGACGAUGACCACGGUAGGGUACGGGACCCACGACUACCUCUUCGGCUCCUGCUGGAUCAUGCUGCCGAUGCUGAGCCUGCAGGCGUGCAUUGGCCUGCUCAUCGACGCCUUCCUGAUCGGGAUCCUGUUCGCGAGGCUCAGCCGGCCGCAGACGCGCGCGAACACCGUCGUCUUUACGAAGAACGCGGUCAUCAGACGAGUGCGCGGGGAGGCCUACUUCAUGUUGGGGAGCUCCGCAAGCACCAGCUGCUGGAAACCCGUGUGCGCUGCUACGCCCUCCGCCACGAGCGGCUGA